Molecule: messenger RNA, 438 nt
Organism: Orbicella faveolata
Lineage: Eukaryota; Metazoa; Cnidaria; Anthozoa; Scleractinia; Merulinidae
Product: dual specificity mitogen-activated protein kinase kinase 4-like
Biological process (GO): protein phosphorylation; MAPK cascade
Molecular function (GO): JUN kinase kinase activity; ATP binding
Source: RefSeq, a predicted model, not a curated record
AUGACCUUUUGGGAGGACAUGACAAUCCUUCAAACGCUGGAAAGAACUUUGAAAGCUGAGAACAGCAAUCUUAAUCUUGGUCCCUGUUCUUGUUUCCAGAGAAUUCGCUCAACAGUAGACGAGAAGGAGCAAAAACAGCUUCUAAUGGACCUGGAUGUUGUUAUGCGUAGCAGUGCUUGUGAAUAUAUCGUCAAGUUCUACGGAGCCCUGUUUACUGAGGGCGAUGCUUGGAUUUGUAUGGAAUUGAUGGACACAUCCUUUGAUCAGUGCUACAAGCAUAUUUAUGGUGUCCUGUUGGAGACCAUACCUGAGGAUAUUCUGGGAAUGACUUCAUUAGCGGUAGUCAAGGCACUGGACUAUCUAAAAACCAAGCUCAAUAUUAUUCAUAGAGGUUUGUUUACAUUUAGUUUACUCUUAGUAUAGAGAAAAUGAAUCUCU